AUGCGGUCUCAAAUUGUCAACGUGCCUGUGCCUAAUCAACACUCGGAAGUUGAAGAGGGAGGAUUUGACACAGUUACUCAUCCAAGUAUAAUGGAUGAGGACAAAGCGAACAUUCAACCGUCUAAUCAAGACGUCUUCGGAAACGAAGAAUUUGCCGAGGUCAAGUACAAAGUACUGAAGUGGUGGCAAUGUGGUCUGCUGAUGGUGGCGGAAACCAUCUCCAUGGGUAUUCUCUCACUUCCAACUGCAUUCGCGGGUCUAGGGCUGGCUCCUGCGAUUGUCAUCCUAGUUGCACUCGGCGUUCUCGCUACCUAUACCGGCUACGUAAUAGGGCAGUUCAAGUGCAGAUACCCCCAUGUCUCUAGUGUUGCGGAUGCCGGCGAGAUUCUUCUUGGGCCAAUUGGGCGGGAGUUGUUCUUCAUAGCGCACAUGCUGUACACUGUGUUUAUCAUGGCCAGUCACAUAUUGACAUUCACAGUCGCCAUGAAUACCAUCACUGACCAUGGAACUUGCUCACUUGUCUUUGGGGUCGUAGGGCUUGUUAUAUCUUUUAUUCUCUCGGUUCCUCGAACUUUGAAAAGAAUGACAUGGCUUUCACUGGCCUCAUUUGCGAGUAUUAUAGCUGCCGUUUUCGUAACAAUGAUUGCUGUUGGUGUACAAAAUCAUGUGAGCAGCUUCAAGGUCACAACUCAAACCAGCUUGGUCAACGCAUUCACAUCAGUAUCGAACAUUGUUUUCGCAUAUGCCAGCCAUAAUACAUUCUUCAACAUGAUGGCCGAGCUCGAAGACUAUAGAGACUAUCCCAAGGCGCUUGCAUUGCUACAGUCUAUUGAUAUUUGCCUGUAUCUCGUCACGGCCAUCGUCAUCUACUUGUAUGCCGGGGAUGGAGUGGAAUCCCCAGCAUUGGGCUCCGCUGGUCCAUUGAUUGCAAAGGUUGCGUAUGGAGUUGCUUUACCAACGAUUGUCAUUGCCGGUGUUAUUUACGGCCACAUUGCAUUUAAAACAAUUUACAUCCGGAUUUUCGCUGGGACUGAUCGCAUGCACAAGCAGGACUUCAUCGCAGUCGGAUCUUGGGUUGGACUGGCACUGUCACUCUGGAUUUUGGCUUGGAUCAUUGCGUCUGCUAUUCCUGUCUUCAACAACCUCUUGAGUUUGAUGAGUGCACUCUUCGCUAGCUGGUUCAGCUUCGGCCUGCCGGGCAUAUUCUGGCUAUACCUGAAUCGAGGCAGAUGGUUUAAAUCGCCACGCAAAGUGUUCCUAACUAUGUUGAAUAUCCUGUGCGUCGGCAUAGGCAUUAUUUUGUGUGGCCUGGGCGUGUAUACAUCAGGCAAAGCAAUUCAUGACGAUCCAAGCAGUGCGAGCUUUUCCUGUGCCAAUAACGCCUGAUGGGUCAUCACUGGCUGGGUUCAUGGUUCGU
Molecule: messenger RNA, 1417 nt
Organism: Aspergillus ruber CBS 135680
Lineage: Eukaryota; Fungi; Ascomycota; Eurotiomycetes; Eurotiales; Aspergillaceae
Product: amino acid transporter
Exons: 7
Coding region: 1-1386 (461 amino acids)
Biological process (GO): amino acid transmembrane transport
Cellular component (GO): vacuolar membrane
Molecular function (GO): amino acid transmembrane transporter activity
Source: RefSeq, a predicted model, not a curated record